Messenger RNA from Centropristis striata (black sea bass), 4975 nucleotides. Its product is annotated as tensin-2-like. The transcript has 27 exons. Bases 117 to 4739 code for a protein of 1540 amino acids. NCBI's taxonomy places the organism in Eukaryota, Metazoa, Chordata, Actinopteri, Perciformes, Serranidae. Gene Ontology annotation, molecular function: protein binding; protein tyrosine phosphatase activity. The record is from RefSeq and is a predicted model, not a curated record. Gene Ontology annotation, biological process: peptidyl-tyrosine dephosphorylation.
UUGGCUGUCGCAGAAACAUGAAGCACUGAGACGAGAAGAGGAGCAAAGCACUUCUCGUGGAAGAGUUGAAGAAAUUACAGAUACGAGGCAAGGCGAGAGAAGUGUCUGCUGGAAGCAUGGGGUGCAUUCACAGCACGAGCGCCGGCAGGAUGAAGACCCACAGACCUGAUACUGACGCAGGAGGAAUCCCCAUAAAGGCGGACCCUGAGGUGCAUCCUGAAAUCCUUCAACUUGCUGAGCUCGCCAAAGCAGGGAGCCACGCCUUCACGGAGAAGAGCUUCAAGAGGAAACGGGUGUGUGACGUGUGCAAGCAGAACAUCGACAACCCUGGGGCUUUCUGUAAGGAGUGCAAGGUUGCUGUUCACAAGACAUGUGAAGCCAAGGUGACUCCCACCUGCACCUCAACAUCAGACCUGCACGGCUCCACUAAAUCUACACCGCAGAAGAAGAGAGGCUCCGUUCCAAGGAGUAAAAGUGUGGAACAAGUGAUGGAGCAUGUGAUGGAGCACCACUAUGACUUUGACCUCACCUACAUCACGGAGAGGAUCAUCUCCGUCUUCUUCCUGCCGGACCUGGAGGAGCAGCAGUACCGCAGAAACCUACAGGAAGUGGCCUCCAUGCUGAAAUCCAAGCACCAAGACAAGUUCUUGCUCCUGAAUUUAUCAGAGAAGAGACAUGACAUCACAAGACUUAACCCAAAGGUGCAGGACUACGGCUGGCCUGAUGUUCACGCCCCACCCCUGGACAGGAUCUGUGCUGUUUGUAAAGCCAUGGAGACCUGGCUGACCUCUGACCCCCACAAUGUGGUGGUCCUCCACUGCAGGGGAAACAAAGGGAAGACCGGGGUCAUUGUGGCAGCCUACAUGCACUACAGCAAGAUUUCAGCUGGAGCGGACCAGGCUCUCACCACUCUCGCAAUGAGAAAGUUCUGUGAGGACAAAGUCUCGUCUUCACUACAACCCUCUCAGAACAGGUACAUCUACUACUUUGGCGGGUUGCUGUCAGGUACCAUUAAAAUGAACAGCAGUCCUCUCUUCCUGCACCAGAUCCUCAUUCCAUCACUACCAAACUUCCAGACGGGAGGAGGUUACUAUCCAUUCCUGAAAAUCUACCAGUCUCUACAGCUCGUCUACACUUCAGGCGUCUAUGAUCCCCAGAGCUCCAGGGCAAGGAAGCUGUGUGUGACCAUGGAGCCAGCGCUGUUAUUAAAGGGGGACAUUAUGGUGAAGUGCUACCACCGGCGGAGUCGAGCAGCAGAGAGGGAGGUGGUGUUCAGAGUCCAGUUCCACACCUGCACUGUCCACGGAGCCCAGCUGUGGUUUGGAAAGACUGAACUGGACCUGGCCUGCACAGAUGACAGGUUCCCUCCAGAUGCUACAGUCGAAUUUAUCUUCUCCAACGGGCCAGAAAAAAUGAAAGGUCGAGAAUACCGCAAGAAUGACGCCUCCAUCAAAGUGGACUACAACACAUCGGACCCUGUGGUCAGAUGGGAUUCUUAUGAGAACUUCAACCUGCACCACCAAGACAGCAUUGAAAAUAUCCCUCACACGAGGGGCCCUCUGGACGGCAGCCUGUACGCCCAGGUGAGGAAGCGCCGUGGGCCAGGCUCGACUGCCUCAGCUGCGUCGCCCAAUGGAUGCCUCACUAGCAGCCCUACAGUCAAGCUUCAAACUCCAAGCCAGCCCCAGCCUCUCACCUACACCUCUGACUCUAACCGAUUGUCAGUCGCCUCCAAUCACCUGGAAGACGCCUCUCCGUCCAUAAACCGCCCAGAGAGAGAAAACAUUGACAGCCCGUCGAGAAGAGGAGAUGGAGAAGAUGGAGCAAAGGAGAAAAGAAGAGGGAAAGAAAAGGAUAGAGAGACAGCAAUUUUAGAUGAUGGGGACCCGCCGAGUCCCGGGGGUUUAAGGCGAGAGCACUCAUGUUGUGGUCGAACAGGUGCAAAGUGUGGCGAUGGCGGAUGGGAGAGGGAGCCCUGCUUUUCUGACAGUCAUUGUCUCGGCCGUUGCAACAGCGUUAAAAAGAAUCCAAAAAGCCAAACACUGCCAGCCUUACCAUCCAAAUCUAUGUCCCCACCUCCUCAUUCAACUCAUAUGGAACUCUGCCAUCGACAUAGUGCUCAUCCUUUACCAGAGUUACCAUGGGAACGUCCACCUCCUCCUCCGCCCCUGCCCUGUCUCCUCAGGCCUUGCUACCCUUAUUCCACCCCUGAACACACCCACCCACAUAGCCACACCCUCCCAGCCUUAAACAGACUCUGCACCGGGGAAGAGUGUCACCUCCUCCAUUAUUCCAGCCACAAUCCAGCCUCUCAUCUCUCCCAUCAAUCUCUGCCCUCUAGCCCUUACAGGGAAAUGUUCUUCAGCUCCCCAGCACCGUCCUCUGGUUGUCCCUGUCGGGACUGCUCCAGUAGGCGAGAGCACCAAUCAGCCUCAGUUCGAGCAUUCCACCCAUUGCACCCCAACCAAUCAGAAAACCUGCACUGGUCUCAAGGAGCAGGGGUACAACGAAUGAGAGAGGUGCCUCCGCUAUGGGAAACUGAAAAUCCAUGGGAGGCGGCACGAGAGGCAGAGUUCUGGCAGUGCAAAUCAGCCAUGCCGGCAUUUCGUGCUCACACCAGUUUGGAUCAGAGUCCUAAUCCAGAUCCUAGAUAUGCCAUUGGACCUCAUCAGGGCUACCCCAGCCCCCAGUCUCUGAUGGAUGUGCGGGAUGGAGCCAGCAGUGGGUAUCACACCCCUCCACAGCCCCGCCACUCCUGUCCCUGCUCUCCUUAUCAGUCAUCCCCAGCCGAGAGCCAUGAGAGCCGGGGUUACGCCUCAGGGUACCACUCUGGAUCAGCCUCGCCUCUGCCUGCCAGUAGCCCCUCUCCUGGAAGAGGGAGGCUGCCUGAGACUCCCUCUAGAUCUAAAGACCAGCACCACACUGAGCAUCACAAAGUCGAACAGGUUAAGGCUGACACAGAGGACGACAUAUCCCAGGGUUCAGAGGGUAAAUCGGACUCUAAUGGCCAAUCAAGCACCCCUGGACUGGACUCUGAUCAAGACUACACCAUCAUUGGUAGCAGCAGCCCUACACACACAGAAGACAGUGUUACUGCUGAUAGUCCUCCUCAAAGCCAAGACACCCCUACACAUCUGGAGUCUGGCACAAAUAGCAGCAAAGCCAUCACACCCGUACCAAGAGAAACCCAAAGCCCCAACACAUCCUUAAGCGCCACACAACCAUCAGGUGAGCAGAGUUUAAGCUCUGACGGUAAGCCUGGAGCAACCCAGAUCACAGGAGGUUCAGAGGGAUCUAACCAAUUACAGGCCUCAAGCUAUGCCACUGUCAUCAUCACGCCAGUCCAAGUGCAACUGAAUGGCUCUGCCCUGCCUAGCGAUACCCCAUCUGACAGCAGCAGCGGUUUGUCCAUGAACCCUUGUGCCAGUCUCAGCUCUAGCCCUUCCACCACUUCUCCAAAUUCUCCUAUUGGCUCACCGGACCUUCAGUGUUCUCCCCAGCGCUCCCCAUUAGCUACAGACGCAGCGGUGCAAAGACUGACUCCAGAAAGAGACACCUCAACAGACACCAAACCACCGUCACCUGUGCCUGAUGGAUAUCAUACACCAACCUUCCCCUUAGCUUCUUAUUACUACCCAUUACUAAACGUCCCUCAUGUACCGUACACUGGGUACACUGCAGUCACCAUCCCCGCCUUCCAACCGCCGCUACCUGAGAAGAAAAGGCUUUCGUCAACGCCUGGAUCCCUAAACGGACACAACUCUCUUCUCCGGGCCUCCUCAGCUCCUUCCCCCACGCACCAUGUUAGUUUCUCCCCGUCUGUGGGAGAGCAGAGACGGGGGUCUUCAAACAGCUGUAGGGAGGACGCAGACAUCCGGGUCAAUGCUAAGUUUGUCCAGGACAGCUCCAAGUACUGGUACAGACCGGGCAUCACCAGAGACCAAGCCAUAGCUGUUUUAAAGGACAAGGAGCCAGGAACUUUCCUCAUCAGAGACAGUAACUCCUUCCAGGGGGCUUACGGCCUGGCUCUCAAGGUGGCCACGCCGCCUCCCAAUGCCAACAUCACUGGCAGCAAAGGGGACCCUCUGGAACAGCUGGUGAGACACUUCCUCAUCGAGACCGGGCCACGGGGAGUGAAGAUCAAGGGCUGUCAGAACGAGUCCUACUUUGGAAGUUUAUCCGCUCUGGUAUACCAGCAUUCAAUUACUCCCAUCUCACUGCCAUGUGCACUUCGCAUCCCAGAAAAAGAUCUGGUCGGGGAGCUUCAGGAGAUGCAGAGCGCAACAAACACCAGCACAGCGGCUGACCUCCUCAAACAAGGAGCAGCUUGCAACGUGCUCUACCUGAACUCUGUGGAAACCGAGUCGUUAACAGGCCCUGAGGCAAUCUCAAAGGCAACCAAGUGCACUUUGGCCCUGAGUCCACGUCCGGUGGCAACGGUGGUCCACUUCAAAGUGUCUGCUCAGGGCAUCACUCUAACCGACAGCAAGAGGAGGCUUUUCUUCAGGAGACACUACCCAAUCAACAGUGUGACUUUCAGCAGUCUCAACCCCCAAGACCAGAGGUGGACUAAUUCUGAUAGCACGUCAAGCAAGAUGUUUGGCUUCGUGGCGAGGCGGACAGGUAGCGCUACAGAGAACGUGUGUCACCUGUUUGCAGAGAUGGACCCCGAGCAGCCAGCUGUGGCUAUUGUCAACUUUAUCAAUAAAGUCAUGCUGGGACCGCAGCUACGCAGAUGAGAGAGCGGGAGAAUCUGAAAACUCUGGACUAUCGGAGAGCUGAUGUUAAUAUGAUUUUUAAUGACGUAUGACCGUGCUGGGCUGUAUGACUGUUUCUAUAACAGAAUCCAUUUUUGACAGAUCACUCCUCUGUAGGGCAAAGUUAUUAUGUUUAUAUGUCAGUUUGAGAGGAAUUGUUUGAUGAGGCAGAGACUGACUUAAAUUUGGUAAUUUUUGCCAAAUAAGUUUGAAAUAAA